Blumeria graminis f. sp. triticale is the source of this 2049-nucleotide messenger RNA. NCBI's taxonomy places the organism in Eukaryota, Fungi, Ascomycota, Leotiomycetes, Helotiales, Erysiphaceae. The record is from the annotation of a GenBank genome assembly.
AUGUUAACCAGUCGGUUGAACUCUUCAAGGGGAUCCCGAAGCUCUACGACACACACAAGAGGAACCAAACGAGGUGGUAUCAAGAAACGGAAAAAUUGCCCAACUAGGGUCGAUCGAGAUGGUGACAUGAUGAUGGAUGCCGCUGGCUUAGCUGGUAGUGAAGUCAACGCCAACAAAAGCAGUUGUGUCCCAAACAAGAGAUCUUCCGGUGGGCCAUCAUCAAACAGACCAGGAGCUUCUGGGCGGGCCAAAGGUGGAUCGAAUCGUGCGCCAAAACCUGGUAUUCAUCGAGCCCAACAGGCUAUAUUACGUGGCAUCGGGGCACAACAGGCCAACAUUCUACAAACACUCGAAGUAACUGGUCUCAGCUUGAGCAAGGCCUCAAAUAAUGCUGAUGGUGGACUGGAAAGUUUGCUAGGCUUCCUCGAGCGAAAGGCUAGCUGUAUAGACUCAAAGGGCAACAGACCUGUCAAGAUAAAAAAGUCAUCCCUGAAGGGAGAUACAGUCCUUGUUACUGCUAGUCUCGACGACACAAUGCGGAUCCAAAAAUUAGACAAAUAUCACUUUGCUGGAAUACCACUUUCAAUAAAACCUUGCGAACAGUCAACCAUUCUCCAAGGACAGUCAAAGGAAGAAAUUUCAGCAGAGGCGCGGAAUUUAAAAGAUGAAUUAAGGGCCUUUCUUGCAACAAGGUACAAUGUUGAACUAAAGCUUCUCGACUUAUCGAUGCUAGGGACAGAUCCUAGGCUGCAAGGUAUGGGAAUAUUCAAAGAAGGUGUCAAAACUGCGGGAAAACUUUUCCCUGCCAUCAUGGCAAUAUGCGACGGACUCUUUAAAACGCGGAAAGAGAAGCAAGAUGCUAUAACAAGCAUCGCUCUUACCGACAACUCACUCUCUACCAUAACACACAUAUCAUCUUUGUCGCAAACCUUUCCAGACAUCAAGAACCUAGAUCUUUCUCGAAAUGAAAUAUCCGACCUGGAAGGAUUAGAUGCUUGGCGCUCUAAGUUCCGCAGCUUAGAGGUUCUUCUCUUAAAAGAAAACCCCAUUGAAUCCAGGAUCUCUGAAUUUGUAAGCGAGCUAUUGAAACGCUACCCUAGACUUCACUCUAUCAACGAUGUUCAAGUUCGAACACCAGAGGAAAUAGUCAAGAUAAUCAGUGCGGCUGAACAGGCCAAAGUUCCGAUUCCUAUUACAGGCCCAUCAUUCCGUGACGUCGGGCAGAUAGGAGAAACGUUCAUAAGACAUUUCAUACCGCUUUACGAUCAUGAUCGAAGUUCUCUCGCAAGUAGCGCUUAUGAUGUUGACUCAACCUUUUCUCUAUCAAUCAAUAUGUUGUCGCCCCGAACCACAGAGAUUAUGGUACCGGUACACAGUUGGUCUGACUACAUCAAGUAUUCUCGAAACCUCGACAAGAUUACCCAUUUACCGGCUCGGAUGAACCGACAGUUUAAAGGCAGCCAAAGUAUCAAGGAGGUCUGGGCUAGCCUACCGGAAACAAGACAUCCAGACAUUGAGACAGAGAACGAAAAAUAUUUUUUUGAAGGUCAUGAACUACCCUGCGUACCCGAUCCAACUGGUCAAAGUUCAACCGGAGUCACAGGCAUGAUUAUACACAUGCACGGUGAAUUCCAGGAACCGAAAAAUUCGACUCCAGAACGUCUGUCUCUCCGAAGCUUUUCGCGUACCUUUAUUCUAGGUCCCGGUGCUCCAAGUGGUCCUACAAUUAGAGUUGUUAGUGACAUGCUUGUAUUACGACCAUGGGCGCCACUUGCCAAACCCUCUACUACUGUAGACACUCGAAAUAUCGACCAAAAGCUGGCCGUUUCAGAUUCAGCUCUUCUGACCGGGGCCCUCUCUGCUGAAAAGCAACAGGAAAUAGUGGCCCGACAGUUCAUGGGGCAUACCGGCAUGACCAUGCACUACAGCGUGCUCUGCCUUCAGCAAGCAGAAUGGGAUUUACAGAAAGCAGAUGUGUUAUUUAAUCAAACUAAGGUAAAUUUACCAGCUGAUGCUUUUACCGCAGCAUUAGAACAAAAAAGCUUAUAA